AUGGGGAACGUAUCGCCCACUCCGCAUCAGCUUCUUGUAGAAGCCGUGAUUUUUUGGAGUAUAGGGGAUGAUUAUAUUAUGACAGCGACUUUUGUGAGCUCGAAUCCCUGCGAAACAAGCCUUGUAGUAUACAAGAUGUAUAAUAUGAUAUACACCACCCUGCUCGUUCUAAUCCAGAUAUCCGCACGCUAUGCCACGAAUCUCAUGGACCCUAAGGACUACGACGAGGUGCUAUCUGACCCGAAGCAAGUCAGCGACCGCAUCUAUGGAAGCAAGAUUGUUAUUGGACUAGAGCAGUGCAUGUUGGUUUCCACCUGGGGCGUCAAGACGUGCAUGUUGAUUUUCUACUGGAGGAUCACGCAAAACCUUCGCUCCAAUCUAUAUAUCAAGAUCCUCUGCGUCUACGUGGCGUUCGGAUUCGUCGUUAUCAUGGUCACCUACUACGGGGUUUUUUGUCGACCGUUCGAACAGUACUGGGCCAUGCCGGUGAAAGACAUGCAGUGCGCGACCUACCAGCGCUACUCAAUCACGCAAGCUGUAUUCAAUAUUUCCUCAGACGCCAUAAUGUUCGCCGUUCCGAUUCCACUCCUAAUAAGAGCCCAACUCAAGGGGCGCAGGAAGGUCUUGCUUCUGGGCGUCAUGAGUCUGGGUCUUUUCACCAUUAUCGCCGCUAUCCUCAACAAAUACUUCAAUUUCGCCUCCCCGCUCACCACCACAUACCAAAUCUGGUACAUUCGAGAGGCAAGCACUUCCAUCUAUGUCGCGAACUUGAUGUGCUGGUGGCCACUGCUGCGCAAGCUGUUUGGUCUCAAGGCCUUUUCAUACAACAGUAAUCGUGGCCAACGAGCGCAAAAUGAUAACAACCACAACAAGGACAGCAAUGUCUCCUCCGAAGGCUCACGUUCCCACCCGUCUUUUUCACGCCCGUGCCCAUUGAAAUCCAUGCGACCGGGCUUUCGCAAAGCCGGUCAGGACGCCCAUGCCGGCAGACAUGGUAAUACCCACCGCUCCAGCCAGGAGGCUAUCACCCACGCCUCUAGCGAUUAUAUGGAUGAAAUUUAUCGUGUCGAGGCUGUUCCGCUGGAACGCUGGAAUAACAAAGAGAAUCGAGAUAUUGAUCUUGAGGAUCAAAGGCCGACCAGCCAGGAAUCUAUGACGGCGCUUGACACCAAACAGUCGAAAGCAUCGUCUCGGCAGGACCACAUCCACGAGGUGACAUGA
Messenger RNA from Penicillium canariense, 1221 nucleotides. RefSeq lists its product as uncharacterized. Bases 1 to 1221 code for a protein of 406 amino acids. The transcript has 3 exons. NCBI's taxonomy places the organism in Eukaryota, Fungi, Ascomycota, Eurotiomycetes, Eurotiales, Aspergillaceae. The record is from RefSeq and is a predicted model, not a curated record.